This is a messenger RNA of Larimichthys crocea (large yellow croaker), 508 nucleotides long. RefSeq names its product ubiquinol-cytochrome c reductase complex assembly factor 2 (gene uqcc2). The transcript has 4 exons. Gene Ontology annotation, biological process: mitochondrial respiratory chain complex III assembly. Gene Ontology annotation, cellular component: mitochondrial matrix. The coding region runs from base 44 to 433 and encodes 129 amino acids. The record is from RefSeq and is a predicted model, not a curated record. NCBI's taxonomy places the organism in Eukaryota, Metazoa, Chordata, Actinopteri, Sciaenidae.
GCUCGUUCACAACAGACCCAUCACUACAUGCUAUGGUCCAAAGAUGUCUGCUACCAGGUACCGUCGGUUCUUGAAGCUGUGUGAGGAGUGGCCGCGGGAUGAGUACAAGAAAGGCCGUGAUUUGGGGACGUUCCUGCGGCAGAGAGUAGCGUCAGCCUUCCGUGAGGGCGAAAACACACAGAUCUCAGAUCCAGAAAAGUGCGACCAGAUGUAUGAAAGUUUGGCUCGCAUCAACGGCAACCUCUACAGACAACGGUUUCCUCGUGUAAGAGACACAAGCUUUACUGGAGUGACGGUGGAAGAGUGUAAAGUACUUUUGACAGGGAGUUUGCAACAGAUGGACGAGGAGAAAAAGGGUUUGUGGAAGACGUUAAUGGAGCGAUUCUCCAAAUCACCAGAAGACCCUCCUCCAGAGAAAGCUCCUGAAAAAUAACUCUCUCUCUGUCCUUUCCUAUCUUUUCUUUUCUCACUGUAUGUACAGAAAUAAAGCUUAUUGUUGGUAUCUUUA